CGAUCAUCGUCAUCGCAAUCAUCAUUUCGUGAGCCUUUCAUCUGCCAGGUUUUAUAGUCGAAAUUCCUUCGAGAGUAGAGUCGCAAGGUGGGACAGUAUCUGCUUGCGACUCCCGUUCCUCCAUCACUUCUCCAUCCAUCGCGACUCUGCUUCGAUAUCGCAUGACGGCCGAUUGUCACUCACCAAGCUUAUCGCAAAGUCAUCAUGGCCGAUCGCUUCUCUCUGCCUGCCAACAGGGAACCUAAUCCGCUUCGACCUUACUACAUCCCGCCUUCCAUCGGAAUACCGAGUAGCUCAAUUAACACAUCGGGCCCUUCCAACGGCUCACGGGUUGGCAAUGGCGGCGGCAGCAAGGCACACUCUACUACGCUGAGCGCUGCGCGUGAGCUUCUACCUGACAUAGAUCUUGAUUUGAAGUCGACCACUGGCGAGGCAUGGCAGAAUACGAGGGACCUGUUGGACACUAUAGCGUGGAGAUAUACUUCCGUUCUGUUGGCACAACCUUUCGACGUCGCCAAAUUUCUGCUUCAAGUAUCUUACCCAGGAGAAAUUGAAGCUGGCACUCCACAAAGGCGGCGAUCACCUGCGAUACACAACCGAGGAAAACGUCAAGGGCGCAGAGAGACUCAUUACAACGAUGAAGACGACGAGGAAGAAGACAGUGAAGGGGAUUCCGAUGGCGACAUCCCAGAUUACUUCUCUUCUGCGGCGCCCCGAAGUCGCUCUCCUCGAAAGCGACGGAGAGCACCACCGGACGAAGACCACGACUCUCUUUCUCCUACGCCUCGCCCGCGCAACAGAAAGGAACCGGAAGUUAGGAUCCGUCUCAAAAAGCCCGAAAGUGUGCUUUCAGCCAUAUCGGCGUUGUAUAACACAUCUGGCGCUAUCGGACUGUGGCGCGCCAGCAAUACGACGUUCCUGUACGCGAUUCUGCUACGAACUACAGAAUCGUUCCUCCGGAGCCUUCUCCUCACGGUGCUCGGUCUUCCCGACAUCAUUGGUCCCGAUCAAGGCGGACUCGCACCUGGACUUAGUGUCGCUGGCGGAGCAGGCUUCAGUGGUAUCGAUCUCAGUGACAGUCCGAAUGUCUUGGGAUCUUUGGUCGUCGUUGGCAUGUCAAGUUGCCUGGCAGGUCUCAUCCUGGCGCCUCUCGAUCUCGUCCGAACACGACUACUGAUUACGCCAAUGUCACACACUCCUCGCGGACUGGUACAGAAUCUACGUCGACUGCCCUCCUUGGUAGUUCCUAGCACCCUUUGGCUUCCUACGGCUCUGUACCACACCGUCCCCAACUUGUUCUCAGCGAUAGCGCCGUUGUUCUUGCGCCGUCAACUCCGGAUCACGCCUGAUCUUACUCCAGCUCCCUGGUCGCUUGCAGCGUUCGUGACCAGCCUCACGGAGCUUUUCAUUCGCCUCCCGCUUGAGACGCUUGUACGUCGCGCUCAAGUUUCUGAGCUACAGAAGUCGCAGCCGCUGCUUCCACUGAUCGUUGAUCCAGCGCCCUACGCUGGUAUCGCGCGCACGGUGUACAACAUUAUGUACGUGGAGGGCCAUACGACAACUAAGGCAUCCAACGGUAUGCUCCGGAAGCGUCGUGGCCAAGGAUUUGCUGGACUCGUGCGUGGGUGGCAUAUGGGAUUUUGGGGUCUGAUUGGCGUCUGGGGCGCCGGCGCGAUGGGCCCCGGUGAUGCGAGACGGCAAGGCGAAUUCUGAUCUAAGUCAGGUUUGAGGCAGGAACACGAAUAUGCUGCCUGAUGGUAAAUUUUUGUCGGAAUAGUUAUACGUCGCUCUUAUCUCUCUUCUCUCACACCUGGUUCACUUUAUGCGAUACCCAUUUAGCUAGUCUCCUCAACCAUACUAAUGAAACGCCGAGAAUUUUCUAUAGAGUUUGAUUCUCACGAUGAAAUGCAAAUGCAUCUGCAUUAAUGGCUUGAGGCAAUGCACCCUGGGAGGUCCUCACUGCCUGACGAGAAUUGGCUCAAGUACUGCUUCUGGUAUAGCUAGCUCCCUAAUUACACAGUGCUCAAUAUCGU
Messenger RNA from Dissoconium aciculare CBS 342.82, 2033 nucleotides. RefSeq lists its product as uncharacterized. The coding region runs from base 205 to 1713 and encodes 502 amino acids. Lineage: Eukaryota; Fungi; Ascomycota; Dothideomycetes; Mycosphaerellales; Dissoconiaceae. The transcript has a single exon. The record is from RefSeq and is a predicted model, not a curated record.